AUGGCCGGCAAAAAAUCGGACCCAGAGUCCUCCAACCGAGUUGAUGUAACUCCCAAGUCCCAGUCUCACAAGCGCAAGCGAGAUGUCCAGACCACCCAAUCCGCUACCACUCCCACCCCGACGAAGAAGACCAAGAAACGCGAAAGCUCGCCAAGCGCAGAGGGCGCGGAUGAUGGCAGCUCCAAGAAGCGAAAGCGUCUUAAGGACGCUCUUCAAGGAGAGAGCUCCCCGGAGACGACCCGGAAAGAAAGUACUAUCCCGAAAGAACGCCGCAAAAAGACAUCUGCAGACUCAGGCGACAUGGACAGCGAGAAGCCAAAGAAGGAGAAGAGCAGCAAACGAAAGAGCGCUGAAAAACAUGACGAGCUGGAUGAUGCGCCUGCACCUGUGAUCUCAUCAAAGGACGAGGACGAAGCUCCUACGAAAGAUGACGAGGGCAAAACGAAGAACAAGCACUCCAGCAUCAUGUCAAAGUUCGAGCGUACCAAGUCUGUUGCAAGCGCUCAAGCCAAGAAGCCACAAGCCGAGGUCAUCGAGGACGAGACGCCUGCUGCAGAGCCUAUUUACGCCCAAGGCUUGGAACGCCUUCCUCAGCCAGUCAACCCACCCGAGCUAGAGCAACUUCCGACCUACUCCUCUCUACCCCCUUGGCUGGCCAACCCUUUGCGCAAAUCCACCGAAGAUACACAGAAGUUCUCUGAGCUAGGAAUCAAACCUGAUCUACUCAAGACUCUGGAAAAGCAAAACUACAAGGAAGCCUUCGCUGUGCAAUCCGCCGUCAUUCCUCUCCUCCUUCAGGGCAAGGAGAACCACCCUGGAGAUCUUUGUGUCUCUGCUGCCACCGGUUCUGGUAAAACACUUUCUUACGUGCUCCCUCUUGUGACCGCCCUUCCCCCAAGACCUGCUUCACGACUUCGGGGGUUGAUCGUUGUCCCCACGCGAGAGCUGGUGAAGCAAGCUCGAGAGGCUUGUGAACUAUGUGCCUCCGGCUCCAAACUUCAUAUCGGAAGCGCGGUUGGUAACGUUGCCAUCAAAGAAGAGCAAAAGUUAUUGAUGCGUGUGGAUCAAGUCUACAACCCGGCCGUUCAACAGCAACAGCGCGAGGGUAUCAAGGGCAACGAUUGGAUGAACCUAAACCUUGAGGAUUGUGUCAGCGAAGCAGUAAGCUCAAGCGGAUCUCUUCCUGAACACGUUCAGCGACCCGAGCCCAAUGUCGACAUCCUGAUUUGUACGCCUGGUCGUCUGGUUGACCACAUCCGUUACACCAAGGGAUUUACCCUGAAGUACCUUGAGUGGUUGGUAAUCGACGAAGCUGAUCGUCUCUUGAAUGAAAGUUUCCAAGAGUGGGUUGACGUUGUGAUGAAUUCCCUGGACAGUCGCCAGGCCCCGGAGACCUUUGGUCCCGGAGGUAAGCUUUUAUCAGAACUUGGACUGCCAAUUGAUGCCAAGCCACCCAGAAAGGUGGUUCUCAGUGCAACCAUGACUCGUGACAUCUCCAAACUCAAUUCGCUUCGUCUUGCCAACCCCAAGAUGGUCAUCAUCGGGUCUGAGAAGGGUGCUGAUGAAGAUGACACAACUGAGGGUCACAAUGAUUCCAACUUCACACUCCCAUCAACUCUCACAGAGCGUAUGGUUCCUGUCGGCGAUGGAUCACUCAAGCCCCUUUACCUCUUACGCCUUCUUCUUUCACACAUCGAGCUCAAGGGAGAUGACCGCGCUUCUAGCACAUCUGACUCCGAUGACACCAGUUCGGACGAUGACACAAGCAGCGAUGACGAUACUAGCUCCGAUGAAUCCUCAUCAUCAUCCGACGACGACGACGACGACACAUCAUCCUCUGGCUCAGACUCCGAGUCAGACUCCGACUCAGAUUCCGAUUCCGAUUCCGAUUCAUCGUCUGAAUCUGACUCUGACUCCGACUCUUCUGACUCCUCGGACUCAGAUGCCAUGGAUAUUGUCCCGACCCCAUCACGCAAGACUGUCCUUGUCUUCACCAAAUCAUCCGAGUCAGCAUCACGUCUCUCGCGCCUCAUUGCGCUCCUCCACCCUGCUCUCGCCAAGCGUGUCGGUACCAUCGUCAAAUCAAACAACUCAUCUGCUUCUCGCAAGACUCUACGCGCUUACAACCAAGGUCGCAUCUCAAUUAUUGUCGCCACCGAUCGUGCAUCUCGUGGUCUUGAUCUUCCCUCUUUGACUCAUGUUGUCAACUAUGAUGUCCCCACUAGUGUCACAACCUACGUUCACCGUGUUGGUCGUACUGCCCGUGCUGGCCGUGAGGGAUCUGCUUGGACCCUGGUCGCUCACCGUGAAGGCUACUGGUUCGCUAACCAAAUUGCCACUGGUCUCAUUACUCGAGCAUCGCUCAUCGAUCGUGUCAACAUCAAGUCAGAAUCACUCACUUCUUUGAAGCCGAAGUAUACCAAGGCGUUGGACAAGCUCGAGAAGGAGGUCAAGAGUGGUUGA
Messenger RNA from Penicillium brevicompactum, 2463 nucleotides. RefSeq names its product putative ATP-dependent RNA helicase DBP6. The coding region runs from base 1 to 2463 and encodes 820 amino acids. Gene Ontology annotation, cellular component: nucleus. The record is from RefSeq and is a predicted model, not a curated record. Gene Ontology annotation, molecular function: ATP binding; RNA helicase activity; nucleic acid binding. The transcript has a single exon. Lineage: Eukaryota; Fungi; Ascomycota; Eurotiomycetes; Eurotiales; Aspergillaceae.